Messenger RNA from Zygosaccharomyces rouxii, 1317 nucleotides. RefSeq names its product fatty acid synthase CEM1 (gene CEM1). Gene Ontology annotation, biological process: fatty acid biosynthetic process. Gene Ontology annotation, molecular function: 3-oxoacyl-[acyl-carrier-protein] synthase activity. The coding region runs from base 1 to 1317 and encodes 438 amino acids. The transcript has a single exon. The record is from RefSeq and is a predicted model, not a curated record. Lineage: Eukaryota; Fungi; Ascomycota; Saccharomycetes; Saccharomycetales; Saccharomycetaceae.
AUGAGAAGAGUAGUUGUAACAGGGCUGGGAUGUGUUACACCCUUGGGUAACACUGUAAGAGAGUCAUGGACCAAUUUGCUAAACUCGAAAUCAGGUAUAGUACCAAUCACUCAGCUGGACAACUACCAAAGUGACUAUAGGAUUCAUGCAAACAGCAUCCCCAACACUGUAACCGUUGGUAAAGUCCAAAAAUUUAACAAUAAUGAUUCUCAGAACGGUCAACUUUUCACUCCACAAGAUCAAAGAAGACUGUCAAGAUUUUCCCAAUUCGCAUUAAAGGCAUCUCAUGAAGCAUUGCAGAAUGCUGGCUUGAUUAAGAACGGUAUCGAAUUGGACACAGAUCAAAUGGAUCCUGAGAGGAUCGGUUGCGCAAUUGGAUCGGGAAUUGCGUCAAUUGAAGAUGUUUACGAUACGACCAUUCAGUUCAAUAAUCUUAAUAAAAGGGUAAGCCCAUUAUUCGUGCCCAAGAUACUUACCAACAUGGCUGCCGGUAACGUUUCCAUUAAAUUUCAAUUAAAGGGACCGUCUCAUAGUGUUUCCACUGCGUGUGCCACUGGUAACAAUGCAAUUGGCGAUGCUUAUAACCUGAUUAGACUCGGUAUGCAGGACGCAUGCCUAGCGGGUGCAAGUGAAGCCUGUGUUCAUCCAUUGAGUUUGGCAGGGUUCAUUCGUGCGAAAAGUAUUAACACUACCGAUGGUGUAUCUCGGCCAUUUGAUCGAAACAGAUCGGGAUUUGUGCUCGGGGAAGGUGCAGGUAUUGUAGUGUUAGAGUCGCUGGAUCAUGCCAGGAGAAGAGGUGCUAAGAUUCUGGGCGAGAUUUGUGGCUACGGGCUAAGUAGUGAUGCUUAUCAUAUUACUUCUCCGUCACCGGGUGGUCACGGUGCAAUGAGAUCUAUGAGAAUGGCAGUUGGCAAUACGCCGAUUGAUAAAAUUCAAUACGUCAAUGCACAUGCAACCUCUACGUUGUUAGGUGAUAGAGCUGAAUGUUCGGCGAUUUUGAACCUAUUAUCGCAAGCUGAAAAUCGGGCUUCUCCAGUCUACGUCUCAAGUAAUAAAGGUUCGAUGGGUCAUCUUUUGGGUGCCGCCGGUGCAGUUGAAUCGAUUUUCACAAUCUUAUCAAUCUAUGAACAAAAGAUUCCACACACACUUAACUUAAACGAAAUUGGCGGUGCCCAAGGUGAUCUGCAAGAAAAUUUCGAUGGGUUGGAAUUUGUUACAAACAGACCUAAACAUAAAGAAUUGCGGUACGCGCUUUGUAAUAGUUUUGGAUUUGGGGGUGUAAACACUUCGUUACUAUUCCAAAAAUUUAAUGAUUGA